Molecule: messenger RNA, 2154 nt
Organism: Nomascus leucogenys (northern white-cheeked gibbon)
Lineage: Eukaryota; Metazoa; Chordata; Mammalia; Primates; Hylobatidae
Gene: ZNF83
Product: zinc finger protein 83
Biological process (GO): regulation of DNA-templated transcription
Source: RefSeq, a predicted model, not a curated record
GCUCUUCCUCAGAUUCCAUCUCUUGUGACCCAAUGACAUGAACUUGGGAAGAGGCUGCACUGGGCAUGGUCCUGGAAGGGCUCACACCCAGACAUGGAUGGAGAUGGGGGUCUAUUGACAUUCAGGGAUGUGGCCAUAGAAUUCUCUCAGGAGGAGUGGAAAUGCCUGGACCCUGCUCAGAGGACUCUAUACAGGGACGUGAUGCUGGAGAAUUAUAGGAACCUGCUCUCUCUGGAUAUUUUUUCUAAAUGUGAGAUCAAGGAAUUACCACCAAAAAAGAAGAGUAAUACAGGAGAAGUAUUCCAGACGGCAAUGUUGGAAAGACAUGAAAGCCACGACAUACAAGAUUUUUGCUUCAGAGAAACCCAGAAAAAUGUACAUGACUCUCAGUGUCUGCAGAGACAUGAUGAAAGACAUUAUAAACGAGUGUGUAUGACCUAUAAGGAAAGUCUCAUUGGUAGAAGAGACAUGCAUGGUAGAAAGGAUGAUGCACAAAACAAGCCUAUUACAAAUCAGCUUGGAUUAAACUUGCAGUCACAUCUACCAGAACUGCAGCUAUUUCAAGCUGAAGGGAAAAUAUAUAAAUAUGAUCACAUGGAAAAAUCUGUCAACAGUAGUUCCUUAGUUUCCCCAUUCCAAUGUAUUUCUUCUACUGUCAAAACCCACAUUUCUCAUACUUAUGAAUAUAAUUUUGUGGAUUCAUUGUUCACACAAAAAGAGAAAGCAAAUAUUGGGACAGAACACUACAAAUGCAAUGAGUGUGGCAAGGCCUUUCAUCAAGGCUUACAUUUUACUAUACAUCAAAUAAUCCACACUAAAAAGAAGCAAUUUAAAUGUGAUAUAUGUGGCAAGAUCGUCAAUAAAAAAUCAAACCUUGCAAGUCAUCGAAGAAUUCAUACUGGAGAGAAGCCAUAUAAAUGUAAUGAAUGUGGCAAGGUCUUCAAUACUAUUUCACACCUUGCACAGCAUCGCAGGAUUCAUACUGGAGAGAAACCAUACAAAUGUAACGAAUGUGGCAAGGUCUUUAAUCAGAUUUCACACCUUGCACAACAUCAAAGAAUUCAUACUGGAGAGAAACCUUAUAAAUGUAAUGAAUGUGGAAAGGUAUUCCAUCAAAUUUCACACCUUGUGCAACAUCGGACAAUUCAUACUGGAGAAAAACCUUACGAAUGUAACAAAUGUGGCAAGGUGUUCAGUCGCAAUUCCUACCUUGUACAACAUCUGAUCAUUCAUACUGGAGAGAAACCUUACAAAUGUAAUGUGUGUGGAAAGGUCUUCAAUCAUAUUUCACACCUUGCACAACAUCGGAGAAUUCACACUGGAGAGAAACCUUACAAAUGUAAUGAAUGUGGCAAAGCUUUUAGUAUGCGUUCAAGCCUUACUAAUCAUCAUGUGAUCCAUACUGGAGAGAAACCUUUCAAAUGUAAUGAAUGCGGCAAACUCUUCCACGACAGUUCAUAUCUUGUAUGUCAUCAGAGAGUUCAUGCCGGAGAGAAAUCUAACAAGUGUAAUUAAUGUGGCAGAGUGUUCAGUUAGCAUUAAAGCCUUGCAAGACAUACAAUAAUUUAUACUGGAGAAAAACUUUGCAAGUAUAACGAAUGUAGCAGAGCCUUUAGUUUUUGUUCAAGGCUUAAUAACCAUUAGCUAGACCAUAGAGGACAGAAACUUUACUAAUGUAUUGAAUGUGGCAAGGCCUAGGUAAAAUCUGAGAUCAGGAUUUUUCAAAGAAUUCUUGCUGGUGAGAAACCUAACAAAUGUAAUGAAUGUGGCAAGGUCUUCUGGCACAAUUCUCACAUUGUACAAUAUUGCAAAAAUUCAUACUUUAGAGAGACAAAAACACAGAGUGGGAAACCAUUACGACUUCAAACAUUCAUCAACAGAGAAUCCAUCCUAAAGAGCAUUUAUAAUAAUUAUAUGUGAUAGAGAUUUUCGGCAGGCCAUAGUCUUACUAGGCAUCAAAAACUCUUUGGAUGAAACCAUACAAAUGUAAUGUGCAUGCUUAGGCUUUUACCCAGGCAUCAAAACUGGAACAUCACAGGCUUUAUACUGGAGAGUAACUACACAAACAUAAUGAAUGUAAUAAGCCUUUCAGUGUAAUAUUCAUGAUUUUGUCAUGAGAGAUCUACUCAAUAAAAACCAGGCAAAUGUAGUGAA